AUACCUGUUGAAGCUGACGCAGAAGUGCAUUACAUCUUUACCGUUUCAUUUGAAUGUUUUUGUCAGUCUAUUAUUUUGUUCAUUAACCCUAACUCCCUAGGGUGUAUGUAAAAUCAUAUUGAAAUCGGAGGAAUUGGGACUGUUAGGGUUAAUGGUUGCCGGUAAAUCGCACGCUGACUCUUUUUCUGUCAGCUGAAACGGGAAUCUAUUUAUGCUCUGCUGGUCACUGAUGCAUACAAAAUGUACGACAUUGUGAAUUCACAGUGGCAUUCAACCUAUCCCGUUUGCUGUUAUGCUCAUUUCGCUUGUCGUAGUACGAGUACAUUCAGAUCAUUUUAUACUGCAGACUAGACUUGGAUCUCCAUAGAUUAGCAAAAUGCCUGACUCAGACCGGGACAAACUUGUACUUCAUGAGAUGUCAAGCCGCGGAAGCGCUGAGAAUACAUCAGGAAAUCAGGACACUGACGAAGAGCUGCUCCAGGCAAAUGGUAUCAAUGUUUGGCAGACGGCUGUUUCCUUGGCAGGUGGUAUGGCUGGGUUAGGUUUCUUAGCCAUCGUUGUUCUUGUUGUCAGUACGGGCUGGAUUGGUUUCAUUCUCUUCUCGUUUGUGUGUUCUGCUAUGAUAUACACGGCAAUACUCCUUGGACGCUGCUGGAAUAUGGUACGGUUGAAGUGGGACCAAGAGAGACAUCCAUACGGUGCGGUAGGCGAGGAGGCGUUUGGUGUCUGGGCCCGACGUUUCAUCAACUUUCUAGUGGCGUUAGUGUGUUUUACUAACACCAUCCCAGUCUUGAUGGGCUUCACGGAAAUGACAUUGACUAUUGGGGGCAUGGUACUUGAAGGCACCCUAUGCUUCUGGCCGCUUGUUUACGGGCUCAUCAUUUGCCCCUUUGUGUGGCUUGGUACACCCAAGAAUUUCUGGUUGUUAUUGGCAGCCAGCUUAUUCACCUGCAGCCUGUCCAUGAUUUUUGUCACCAUUUCCACAUUCCUGAUUAGCGAUUCUAUAAGUGACCACGCUAACGCCACACAUUCUGAGUUUCAUGAGAGCAAACUUCUACAUCUUAGUGAAGCAACUGGAACCGUCCUGUGGGUAUUAAGCCUGCACAGCACUUUACUAACUGUGCAGCAAGACAUGCAACAGCCGCAGGCUCUCACUAAAGCCCUUAUUCUCGCGAACUUCAUGACACUCCCUGCCGUGCUGGUGGUCAUGUUGUCCUUGCUUACUGUUUUCGGGAACGCGCUGACAAAUGUAACAGGGACAGCAAUUGUCUUCUCUUUGCUACCGGAUGAUAGUCUGAAGAAGACGGCUGCACUUCUUAUUUUAGUCCAUCAGACUGGAGUUGUCUUGUUUGUAAACAACCCUCUCUUCCAAUACUUGGAGGAGGUUCUUGAUAUACCGAAGGAAUUUACUUGGAAGCGAGUAAUUCUUCGAUCUUCAAUCAUCAUUGCCCAGGUUUUCAUUCAAGAGACAGUACCCCACUUCACCCUCUUGGCUUCCAUUUCUGGUGGCCUUUUGAAUCCUCUUCUUUCGCUGCUAAUUCCUUGCCUUUGUUAUUUACGCCUGACAAAGAAAUGUCAGAGCCAGCCCUCAAAAUGGUUCACGCUUGAAACAGCUGUCUGCUUUGUCAUCAUUGGCGCAACUCCUUGUCUCAUGGUCUUCAUUUUGUUGGGCACAGGACUGUCAAUCGGUCUGGGCAGGACAGCUUUCACUAUGCCAUGCUACGUCAAUGCCACCCGAGCUGGUCUUUGAAAGUGUAAAUUCUAUUUAUGGUUUAUAGAUGCUUCUGCAGUCAUCACUAAAGAAACCCAAAAUUUGUGUAGUCAUCUUUAGAAAAUUCAGAUUUACAACGAGUGACGGUAGCACAGCUUCAUUCUCUUGUCAAACUACAUUAAUGGUAUAAUUAUACGUAAUGAGUGCAUUUCAGAAUAAAUCAUAAUUCAUACAGUAAUCCUUUACUCGUUCGAUGCGACUGUUAUAUUUAACAGAGUUAUUAAUAAUUCAAUAAUUACUCUUGCUUACUUUAUGUAUUAGCAAAAUGUCAAUGACAUUGAAUGCUUUUAACCCUGUAGUGCCUCAUUGUGCUUACUGACUAAAAUGAAUACAACUGGUUGUUUGGGUCACUUUACUUGCUUACUAAUUACAAAAAAAAUAAUUGGUACUUUGCAAAUUUUAUAAUGGAUUUACAAAAUGUCCUUAUAAUGUAGACGUCAGGCUUUUAAGUUUCUGCGUCUAUAUUUAACUUGUAUUGAGACUUCGUAAAAUCUGAGCUGUGGACAUCCCUCCUUCAAUUACAACAGUUUUUCUUUCCAAUAGCCUUAAAGAUAACUUUUUGGGCUUGUUAAUUCCCCUUUACUUGUUAGAAAAGGCUCCGGCUUACAGGUGUGCCUUGUAUAUUGAAAUAAAUUUGGGAAUUAUGA
This is a messenger RNA of Acanthaster planci (crown-of-thorns starfish), 2418 nucleotides long. RefSeq lists its product as uncharacterized. The record is from RefSeq and is a predicted model, not a curated record. Lineage: Eukaryota; Metazoa; Echinodermata; Asteroidea; Valvatida; Acanthasteridae.